Molecule: messenger RNA, 1650 nt
Organism: Rotaria sordida
Lineage: Eukaryota; Metazoa; Rotifera; Eurotatoria; Philodinida; Philodinidae
Source: the annotation of a GenBank genome assembly
AUGACAUUAGUUUGUAUUUUAUCAUCUGAUUAUUUUCUUUUAAUUGGAUCACUUUUUUUUUUAGUUGAUGUAAAACCAGUUUCUUUGAAUCAAUCAGUUGAAUAUCGUUCUCAUGUUGAACCUGGUCUAUUUGCUACAUCUUAUCGAGGUGUAAAAUACAUCAAUGAUUUAGUAGCUGAUGCUGAAGUAGAAAAACUUAAUCCUGUGAUGUCACGUGAUGAUGAAAUUCAACAAUGUAUUGAAAUUUUAACAAGACAGACAAAGAAUAAUCCUAUUUUAAUUGGAAAAUCCAAUGUUGAAAAGAAAGCUAUUGUUAAAGGUUUGGCAAAAUUUAUUUUUGAUCAAAAUAUUCCUGAUACAUUACCAAAACAUUUAAUUGAGUUGGAUAUGAAGUUAUUAGAUGUUGAUACAAGUCAUCGUGAUGCAUUCGAUGAACGUCUCAAAUCGAUUUUAAAAGAUAUUGAUAAUUUAAAUAGUAAUAUUAUUUUAUUUAUUGAUCAAAUACAUUUAGUUCUUGAUGUUGAAAAAACAGAAGAUACAAUCAAUGCAUCAGAUAUAUUAAGAUCAUUAUUAGCUCGAGGUCAACUUCAUUGUAUUGGUGCAACAUCAUUAGAAAAGUAUCAACAAUUUAUUGAAAAACAUCCAGAAAAUGAAAGAUAUUUUCAAGAAUUUUUUGUGAAAGAGUCAUUAAUUGAUAAUUACUUUCCAAUUUUAUCUGAUCUUCAAGAUUGUGAUGAAUCGUAUUUUUCUGUUAACCAAUGGACUGAUAUUCUAAAGAAAGAAUCAUCUCAAACAGAAGAUGAUCGUUUAUUAAAAUUAACUGAAAAUUUACGAAAAAAAAGUCCAACUGGUGUUGGUAAAACAGAAUUAGCAAAAACAUUAGCAUUCGAACUAUUUAAUUCAACAAGAUCAAUGAUUUCUAUUAAUAUGAUUAAAUGUGUAGAUAUUCAAUCGGUUAAAGAAUUAAUUGGUAUUUCAUCAGACGAUGCUUCUUGUCAAAGAAAUAUUUCAUUAAUUGAAUUUGUUCGCCAACAAUCGUAUUCUAUUAUUUUAUUUGACCAGAUUGAAAAAGCAUAUUCAAAACCUUGGAGUUUUUUAUUAAAUAUCAUAAAUAAUGGUUAUCUUAAUGAUGAAAAUGGUGAAAUAGUUGAUUUUAAAAAUACAAUUGUUAUAUUUACAUCAAAUAUUAGUGUACAAAUUAUUUCUGAAAGAAUUCAAAAUUCAUCAUCAGCAACGAAUAAUACUGAUGAAAAAUUAUCUCAAUCGAUAAAAGAUGAAGUUAUGAAAAAAGUACAUUUAUGCUUGGAAUUCGAACUUUUAAAUCGUUUAAAUAAUAUUGUUUUUUUUACACCUCUUACUAUUAAUCAUCUUUCUUCUAUCAUUUCUCUUCAAUUAAAAUCAAUUGAAGAGCAUUUCAAAAAUCAAUUUAUUACCAUCAGUUUAACAGAUAAAGCUAUUCAAUCAUUUAUCAACAAAAACUAUAAUCCAAAUCAUCGUACUCAUAAGCAAUCGGAUGAAAAAUCCAUCAUAGAUAUAGAUAAUGGUGACAAUCAAUUUAAUAUUAAAGAUCACAAUCAAAAUUCACCUUUAGUUUCAUCAAAACAAAUGAAAAAAUCACCAAGUGAAGAAAAAUAUUUAUCUAAUCAUUGA